GUUAUGGGCCCAGGUGCCGCUGAAUAAAUAGGCAAUACGUGUUGUCUUACUUGUCUGUAAAGACGUGUAUAUUUUGUGUUUAACGAAGCGUAAACGUGUGCCAAAGAAAGCUGUUGUUUUAUACGACGAAAUUUAAAUAUGGCGGAAAUUACAAAAAUAGAAAAUCUAAACGGGAAGAAUUAUCAAUCGUGGAAGUACAACAUCAAGCUUGUGUUGAUGGAACGUGGUUUGUGGGGAUUUAUCGCAGGAACUGAGACUCCUCCAGCAGAAACAGCGACAAAUGCAGUAAAAAAUGCAUACCGACUUCGAUCGGACAAAGCUUAUUCGUUAAUUGCACUCAGUGUUCACAAAAGUCUGCAAGUACAUAUUACUACAACGACGGAUCCUCGAGUCGCAUGGGAAACAUUGCAAAAGCAAUUUGAAUUUGUUUCUAUCACACAGAUCGUUCGACUAAACCGAAAAUUUUACGCAGCUACGAUGAAAGAGGGGACGGAUAUUCUGGAUCAUGUGACAUACAUGACCUCGUUGGCUGAACAGUUGCGAGAGUUAAAAGAAGAAAUUUCUGAUCAAAAAUUCGCUACAGUCGUACUCGGAAGUCUUCCAGAAUCAUACGAUAAUUUUAUAUCUAGUUUAAACGCAAGGACAGUCGAAGAAUUGAAAUGGGACAAUAUCAAAGGCGCAUUAAUCGAAGAGUACAUGAAACGGAAAGAGAAAGGAGAGAAACAAGGUCAAGGUCACGACCAAGAUUCCAGUCGAAACGAAGCAUUAUUUUCAAGUAGGGGAAAUUUCUCAGGCAGAGGAAAUUUCUCGGGUAGGGGAAGAAAUUAUCAACGUGGUGGUCGAUAUCAGGGGAAUAAUUAUCGACAGGAUGCUCAUCAUAAAACAGAUCAUGUGCAAGGUCCAAGAUGUUAUAAAUGUCAACAAAUUGGUCACAUCGUUAAGAAUUGUCCACUUAAUCGAAAGAAUAAUCAGUCAAAUGUGGCAGAAGAAAGUACAAGAUUAGAACAACAGGACGGUGAGAUAGCUCUAAACUCUACAUCGACAUCUAGUAAGCAAAACAAUCAUUGGUUUAUUGACAGUGGUGCAACAAAGCACAUGACAUUCCAAAGACAUUUAAUUGUUGAUUAUGUUAAGUACAAGCAACCAUCAAAGAUAUAUCUCGGUGAUAACAGGGUGAUUAAAGCAUAUGGAGAAGGCAAAGUGAGAUUACAGUGUUAUGAUGAAUCAGGUGUUGUUGUUGCAUUGGUGUUGAAUAAAGUAUUGUAUGUACCUGAAAUAACGAAGAAUUUGUUGUCGGUCUCAGCUAUGACACAAAUGGGAGCAGAAGUUUUAUUCAAUGAUGGAAAGUGCUAUGUUACAAAGGACGGUAGAACAAUCAGUAUUGGACACAUUAAUGAUAGUCAACUUUACAUGGUAAAUACAGAGGAUUAUGCUCAUAUUGCGACAGCGAAACCAUCUUUGGAACAAUGGCAUUGUAGAUUUGGUCACCUAAACUUUGGUUAUGUUAACAAAUUAGCACAGGGGAACCUUGUUAACGGAAUGAAUUAUUCGAAUGGGAAAGUUAGUCAAGAAUGCGAAGCGUGUGCACAGGCGAAAAUGCAUAGAAUACCUUUUCCAAAGCAAAGUACAAAGAAAACCAGUCGACCAUUGGAACUGAUACACAGCGACCUGUGUGGACCAAUGAAUGUGGAUUCAAUUGGUGGAAGCAAGUAUGUAUUGACGUUCACAGAUGAUCAUACAAGGUAUGUGACAGUAUACUUUCUUAAAUCCAAAUCAGAAGUUCUUUCAAAGUUUGAAGAAUAUGUCACAAUGGUUGAGAAUGCAACCGGUCUAAAAGUCCAGAACCUUAGAACUGAUAAUGGUGGAGAAUAUGUAUCCCACAAUUUCACCAAAUUUUGUACAAGUAAAGGAAUCUUCCAUCAAUUUACCAACCCCUAUACACCAGAACAAAAUGGCACAUCAGAGAGACUUAACCGAACACUUGUUGAAUCAGCAAAAUCUAUGAUUUUCCACGCCAAAAUGCCACUAAAUUUUUGGGCUGAAGCUGUGAAUACAGCGGUAUACCUGCAUAAUAGAAGUCCGACAAGCUCGUUGAAAGAUAAGACACCAUAUGAAUGUUGGUUUGGGAAGAAACCAGACGUGUCAAAUUUAAAAGUUUUUGGAUGUAUUUGUUUCGUUCAUACACCGGACAGUUUGAGACAGAAACUUGACCCUAAAUCUCGAAAGGCAAUAUUUGUCGGUUAUCCAGUUGAUACGAAAGGUUACAAAGUGUAUGAUUUAGAGUCCAAACGUUUCAUAAGAAGUAGAAAUGUUUUAUUUCACGAGAACAAAUUUCACAAUUUUGAAUUAGUUAACAAGGAAACAGUCUUAAGAGAAGACGUUGAUGUCAAUGAAAGAUUUGACGAGGGCGAACAGUCCACUAUUAUUCGAGUUGAGCCGGUAGUUAAUCCAACUGCACCCGAGCAUGCAGAGGAUGUCCCAGCAGUGGGAGUUACAUUCGAGGAAAAUUUUAUGCAACAAGUCGAAAAUCUCGGUCCGACAAGACAGAGAAAAGCCCCAGAAAGAUUUCGUCCUGAUGAAUGUUAUGUUGCAGAGUCGCUAACAGCAGAGAACGAAGAACCACAGUCUGUGGAAGAAGCAUUAAGAGGUGAGCAUUCUAAUAAGUGGAAACAAGCUUUAGAAGCUGAAUACAGUUCAUUGAUGAACAAUGAAACAUGGGAAUUAGUGCCACCACCUGAAAGUUCAAAUAUUGUUGGGUCAAAAUGGGUAUUAAAAAUUAAACGUGAUGCUAAUGGAAACAUUGAUAGACACAAGGCUAGACUCGUUGCGCAGGGAUACUCGCAAACCCAGGGAAUAGAUUACGAGGAGGUAUUUUCUCCAGUUGCCAGAUACUCGAGUAUACGAACUUUGCUAGCUCUAGCAAAUGAACACAACCUAGAAAUCCAUCAAAUGGAUGUGAAAACUGCUUUUCUGAAUGGAUCAAUCGAACACGAUAUUUAUAUGACUCAACCUAAAGGAUUCAUUGAUCCAGAUCAUCCCGAGUAUGUAUGUAAACUAAAUAAGAGCAUCUACGGACUGAAGCAAUCCGCUCGAUGCUGGAACCAGACCCUUGACAGUUUUUUGAGAGCAAAUGGCUACCGUAAAAGUGGUGCUGAUACCUGCAUUUACGUAAAGUCUGAAAGAAAACCUAAUGGCUUCAUUAGUUUCGUGAUUUUGGCAGUGUAUGUCGACGACAUCAUCCCGGUUUCCAAUGAUGUUGAUAUGCUCAACGCAGAGAAAGAAUCGUUGUGCAGAGAAUUCGAAAUGGUAGAUCAAGGAGAAAUACAUUUUGUUCUCGGUAUGUCAAUCAAGAGAGAUAGAGCAACAAAGGCUUUAUUCAUUAAUCAAGAAAAGUAUUUAGAAGGUGUGUUAAAUCGAUUUGGAAUGCAAGAUUGCAAGUCAGCCUCAACUCCGCUUGAGACAGGAAUGACAUUCCAUAAACGAACAGAAGACGAAGAAUUGUUUGAUGAACAUAUAUAUCAACAAGCUAUAGGAUGUUUAACCUAUGCAUCUACAGCAACAAGACCAGACAUUGCAGCAGCUGUAAGUAUUUUAUCCACAUUUAUGUCAAAUCCGAGCAAAGAACACUGGAUUGGAAUCAAACGAGUGCUACGAUACAUUAAAGGAACUUUGAAUUAUGGAUUAAAGUUUCAAGCAAAUGGAAAUCAUCAUGAAUUAGUUGGUUAUUCGGACGCGAAUUGGGCAGGAGAUGUAGAUACGCGAAGGUCUACUUCCGGAUAUGUUUUCAAAGUAGCUAAUUCUACAAUAAGUUGGUCUAGCAAGAAACAAGCGACAGUAGCCAAGUCCACUACCGAAGCAGAAUAUGUUGCUUUAAGUCAAGCCACUCAAGAAGCUAUUUGGAUGCGAAAGUUAUUGUCUGAUAUCGGUUACAAAAUCGACGAACCUACUGUAAU
This is a messenger RNA of Paramuricea clavata, 3953 nucleotides long. The record is from the annotation of a GenBank genome assembly. NCBI's taxonomy places the organism in Eukaryota, Metazoa, Cnidaria, Anthozoa, Malacalcyonacea, Plexauridae.